AUGGCUGAUAAUUUAUAUGAUUCAUCGAUUAUCGAAAAGCAACUCAAAGAAAAGAUUGAAAAUGCGUUAUCAAUUCAUUCUUACCCCACAGCAAUAUUCUUUUCCGAUAAGUUAUUAAACUUAGUAACAAUUCAUUCUAAAGAAUAUGUUAAAAUUUUAUAUAUUUUAUGUGAUGCACUUUACCUGGAUAGACAAUUUCAAAGAUCAUCAUAUUUAAUUCAAAAGUAUUUAAAUGCCAUUGAAGAAAUUGAUAAAAAGGGUGAAGAUUAUCAAUACAUUGAUGAUAUUCAUAGUCACCAUCAUAAUCAACAACAAAACAUUUUUUAUAAAAGAAUUAAAAAGGAGAAAGAAGAUGAACAAUAUACAAAUACAAUUUUAAAAUUGAAAUAUUUAGCAGCAAAAUGUAAAAUUGAAACAAACGAAUUUGAUCAAUGUUUACAAAUUUUAAAUAAAGAUAAUGAUUCUAGUGAAAAUAUGGAUGAUGAAAAUAAUAAUAUUAAUAAUAAUAAUAAUAAAAUAAAAAAAGAGAAUGAAAUCAAUAAUGACAAUUGCGAUGAUGAUGAUGAUGAUGAUGAUGAUGAUGAUGAUGAUGAUGACGAUGAAAAAGAUUCAAAUCAAUUAUUAAAAUUCUAUACCAAUAGUAAAUCAAAUAAAUCAAAAGAUAUUUCUGAAAAUAAUAGUAAUAAUGAAAAUACUACUAAAGAAUCAAUAAAUAAAAACAAUACAGAUAGUUCCUCUAUUGAUAAUAAAAAUAAUAAUAAAAAUAAUAACAAUAAUAAUAAUAAUAAUAAUAAUAAUAAUAAUAAUAAUAAUAAUAAUAAUAAUAAUAAUAAUAAUAAUAAUAAUAAUAAUAAUAAUAAUAAUAAUAAUAAUAAUUUUAAUAAAGAAACAUUAAUUAUUAGAUCAAGUAUAUCGUGUUUAAAAGGAAAGUGUUAUGAAUCAAUGGAUAAUUUAAAGAAAGCUAAAUUUUGGUAUAUUAAAGCCCUAUUAACAGAUUAUAAUUGUUUUGAAGCAUUUGAAUCUUUAACUAAAAAUCAUUUAUUAACAUAUCAAGAAGAGAUUUCCUUAUUAGAGAAAUUAAAAUUCUCAAGUGAUGAUUCAUGGAUUAAAGAAAUUUAUUCACUUUCUUUAAAAAAGUAUGACAGUCCUAAAUUUACAUUCAAUUAUAAAUAUUUAGAACUAUAUGAUUCUUUAAAUCACCAAAAUAGUAAUAACAACACAUUUGGUGCUAAUAAUAAUAAUAAUAAUAAUAAUAAUAAUAAUAAUAAUAAUAAUAAUAAUAAUAAUAAUAAUAGUAAUAAUGAUAUAUCAACAGAAGAUUUAAUUAGUGUAAAAACAUUAUCAUCAUCAUCAUCAUCACCAUCAAAGAAACAAGAAAAUAAUAAUUUAAUAACAAUUAAUGAAAUUAGAAAGAAAUUAAUUGAAUGUAAUGAUAUACAAACAUGGAUAUCAGAAUAUUAUUUUUAUAGACACCAAUUUCAAGAGAGUUAUUCAAUUACAAAGAGAAUUUUAAAACAAGAUAAAUAUUAUUCUAAUCAAAUUUGUUUGAUGGUAAAUAUCUCAUCAAUGUUUGAAUUACAAUUAACUAAUGAACUUUAUUUCACCUGUCAUCAAUUAGUUGAUAGUUUUACUUCAUCAUUGAAUAAUGGUUCACAUGGUGGUUCACAUGGCGGUGGUGGUGGUGGUUCACAUGGCGGUAGUAGUGGUAAUGGUGGUGCUAUCUCUUGGUAUGGCGUAGCAUGUUAUUAUCAUUUAAUUCAAAAUUCAGAUCAAACUCAAAGAUUCUUUACGAAAUCAACAACAUUAGAUAGUAGAAUGGGUGCAUCUUGGUUAGGAUUUGGACAUUUCUUUGCAAGUAAAGGUGAACAUGAUCAAGCUAUGGCUGCUUAUAGAACUUCUUCAAGAUUAUUAACAGGUUGUCAUUUACCACUAUUAUGUAUUGGUAUGGAAUUGAUUAGAGUACAUAAUUUAAAUUUAGCAUCACAAUAUAUCUUACAAGCCAAAGAUAUCUGUCCUUAUGAUCCAAUGAUUUUCAAUGAAUUGGGUAUCAUUGAAUAUAAGAAUUCACAAUAUAAUGAAGCUAUUAAAUUAUUUGAAACUGCUUUAGAAAUUUGUAAAAUUAAAAGUAAAGCCUCCUCUUCUUCUUCAUCAUCUUCAAAUUAUCAUAAUUUAAAUUUAUCAAAUAUUAGUUUUAGUGGCGUAGGUAGUAGUGGUAUUGGCAAUAAUAAUAAUAAUAAUAAUAAUAGAAGAACCACUACCACUACAACAACUACUUCAAAUAAUCAAAAGAAGAAUAGUAGUAAUAAUAAAACUAUGAUAGCAUAUUUAGAAUCAUGGGAACCAACAAUUUAUAAUUUAGCCCAUUGUUAUAGAAAAUUAAGAAAGUUUGAAUUAGCAUUACACUAUUAUACAAUGUCAUUAUCAUUAUUACCAAAUAAUCCUUCCACUUAUAGUGCUUUGGGUUUCACUCAUCACCUUCAAGGUAAUUUCGACGAAGCAAUCGAUUACUAUCAUCAAAGUUUAUCAAUUAGGGAUGAUACUUUUACAAAUGUACUUUUACAUAAAGCUUUAUCUUUAUCUAUUUUACAAUAUGAUUAA
Molecule: messenger RNA, 2598 nt
Organism: Dictyostelium discoideum AX4
Lineage: Eukaryota; Evosea; Eumycetozoa; Dictyosteliales; Dictyosteliaceae
Gene: anapc6
Product: TPR repeat-containing protein
Exons: 3
Coding region: 1-2598 (865 amino acids)
Biological process (GO): protein ubiquitination
Cellular component (GO): nucleus
Source: RefSeq, a predicted model, not a curated record